AUGGCCAAGUCUAAGAACCACACAAAUCACAACCAGAGCAAGAAGGCUCACCGCAAUGGUAUCAAGAAGCCCAAGAGCUACAGGACGAGGUCGAUGAAGGGUGUUGACCCCAAGUUCCGCCGUAACGCGAAGUUCGCGCUGGUUGGCUCCCGAAAAGCUCGACUCGAGGCGAAGGAAGCAUCAUGA
Sparassis crispa is the source of this 186-nucleotide messenger RNA. Its product is annotated as 60S ribosomal protein. Gene Ontology annotation, biological process: cytoplasmic translation. NCBI's taxonomy places the organism in Eukaryota, Fungi, Basidiomycota, Agaricomycetes, Polyporales, Sparassidaceae. Gene Ontology annotation, molecular function: structural constituent of ribosome. The transcript has 5 exons. The record is from RefSeq and is a predicted model, not a curated record. Bases 1 to 186 code for a protein of 61 amino acids. Gene Ontology annotation, cellular component: ribosome; cytosolic large ribosomal subunit.